This is a messenger RNA of Psylliodes chrysocephalus, 1994 nucleotides long. The record is from the annotation of a GenBank genome assembly. Lineage: Eukaryota; Metazoa; Arthropoda; Insecta; Coleoptera; Chrysomelidae.
CGACUGACAGAAUACAGAAUUGACAGCUGAUAUUUUUAAAAUCACGAACAAGAAUAACUUGUGAUAACGGCUAAAAUGAAAAAUGAAUCAAAAAACUAAUUUGUAAUAGUAGAAUAAGAAAUACAUUAUCCGGUUUCUUGUGCAAAUACAACAAUAUGAAUACUAACCUCACUACCACAUCGGCUUUUACUUAUAAGGACCUGCUUCUUAGAAAAUUAUACUAUUCGGUAGUGUCUAGUGUUCUUUCACAAUUAGUUUUACUGCAGAUAUAUGUGUUUUUAUCGAACUUUAAUCUUCUGCAUCCAAUAGAUUGGGUUUUAGUGACAUUAAGAACUUUUGCAUCUCUGAGCGUAUGGUUAUUUAUUAUACCAUUUUUAACGGUCAUAUUUGCUCAAAGUGUAAUUUGUGCCAAAGACUAUGUGUUUAAAUCUAGUUAUUGUUCAACACGCUUUCAAAAGUUUAUAUCUGCAUUUUCCAUGCACAAUUUAGUUCUGUUACUGUUACAUGUACUUGUAGGGCCAAUGUUGAUUUGGCUGUUUCUUUCACUCGGGGGAGGUGAUUUUCAAGAGCUGACACUACGUUCAGUCAGAGGAAACGCAUAUGUUUUGAAUGAAGGAACAUUCUACUUGAUAUUAAGUGGAUUUUGGACUGGGUUUUAUUAUUUCAUCAAAGUGUAUAUAUCUGAAAAACAUCUUUCAUUUCCAGUGAUUCAACAACGCAAGUGGUUACAACUCAAAGCAAAUCUGUUUCCAUUACUUAAAGAUAGUUUUAUUUUAUCAAUUUGGCCUACAAUUUACUUUAUUGUAAUUUAUUUUGUGUGGGGUAAAGAUUUAAGUACUAACUUUCGAAACAUGUUGGGAUUACUGCCAGAUGAUAAAACCUAUGGGGUUUUUAUUAAUAUUUACCUGUGGAGUUUUGGUGCUCUCUAUUAUUUCAAUAUGAAUCUUAUGAAGUUCUUUUUUAAUGUAUUUUUGACAGAACCAGUGGAAUUUCCUUUAUGCAAGCUAUCACCAGAUUUAUUAAACCUUCAAGAAAGUAUUACAAUGUCAGACUUGCCAAUAGUUCAAAAUUUAGCUUGUCUGGAUUUGUAUAAUCUUGCUCAAUGGUCAAAACCAAGAAGGCAGCUGUUUUAUUGUCUAUCACAACCUGGAGGUCAUCCUCAUAAUUGGAAUGCUUUGGUUGAAAAUGUUUUAAAAGUAUUUAAAGAAUAUAUAGAGCUUCUGAAUAAAUCUACAGAGACAGCAGAAAAAAUUGUUAAACCUGUUGUAUGUCCACCUCUACAGAGUCCUAUACAGUCGCCCAAUAAGUUUAGAAAUUUCAGAAAUAUGUCUCUAAUGUCUGAUAGUGGUAUGGUUGACAUUGUUGAUGUAACCCAUUCAACCUUACCAGGUAUCAGUUUACCAGAUACAAUAUUUACUAAAAUCAAACAAAACAUAUUUAAUUUCAUAUCAUUAACAAAAGUGAUUUUGGGUAUAGAUUUUUUAUUUGGCGAACUUCCAGAGGCUAAUAUUCAGAAAUGUUUAGCAAAUGGGCUUAUCAUUGUUUGGACCAGUCAAGGAAUUACGGAUCUGGUAUGUACAGCAAUUUCAGAAGAUACAUUUGGCAUCAUUCAAAAAGACAUACCAGUAUUGAUUACCACUUUAGUACAACUGAAACAAAAUUUGGAUAACUUAAAUAAAGUGCCUGCUUUGACCAGGAAAAUAGCUGGUUAUGAUGAUUUUAACUGCAGAAUGAAAGGAGCAGUUACAACCGCCGUUAAAAGAAGUUUAUUUAAUGUACACAGAACUUAUAAUAAUUAUUUGAAUGACUUUCCAUUAAGUAAAGAGGUUUCUCUGUAUUUACAAAACAUUUAUAAAAGUUGAUGUGAAUUGAUAUAAAUGAAAGUAAUGUGUAAAUUUUCUAUGAAUGAUAAAAUGUGAACUGAAAAAUAAAAAUUUUGAUUUUGUAUUCACUUUUUUAUGUGUACGACCUGUGAAUAAAAUUUAGUAUUUUCC